Messenger RNA from Haliotis rufescens (red abalone), 12120 nucleotides. RefSeq names its product microtubule-associated protein futsch-like. The record is from RefSeq and is a predicted model, not a curated record. Lineage: Eukaryota; Metazoa; Mollusca; Gastropoda; Lepetellida; Haliotidae. The transcript is spliced from 15 exons. Bases 263 to 4852 code for a protein of 1529 amino acids.
UUAACUUGCGUUGGUUGUUCUAUUAUCAAUGUGACACACAGUAUGCAUUAUUUUUAGGUUGUAGUGUCCUUUGCUUGAUUUGAUUAUUCCACAAGGUUCCCGCAACAGCCUAUUGCUUAGUAGCUUCGAACAGGAGACAACCGUGCAGACAAUGAGUUGUCAGCUUCUCUUUGUACAGUCAGCCCUGCCUUGAUGAAGUGAGAGUCCCACCAGUAUCAGAACAUUGAAGCCUGCUACAGCAGCUGAGCUAGCAGUGCCCACAAUGGACCCAAACCCCUGGAAUUACAACCAGGCCUACAGCAGAAUCAGCUCGGGCAGUCUCCCUGCUAGUCAUGGAGGCAUCAAUCGACUCGACUUCCCCCUCCUCGACCAGGCCACGCUCAGUUCAGGUUUUGGCCUCUCACCAUCUCUGUCCCCCCAUGCCAACCUGACAUCCCGGUCCCUGGGUGGUCUGUCGGGGGUGAAUUACCCUGGCCACCCUCUGCACACCACCAUGCCACAGUUCCUGGACCCCAUGGCACCAUUGCAAGCCUCCUUCUCAAGCCAGCCCACAUACAAACCAAUGUCCAUGGGGCAGAACCCCUUCCCGUUUGACAGCCCGGGACGAUCCUCAUCAGAGAUCCCUGUCACUUACUCUCCCGCUCGCUACUCGACGGGGACACCUAGUUUGUCAGCACACACCAAAUCCCCUCUGUUUUCUCCACAAGAACUGACAUCUCCGAAGGAUCUGGUAACAUCUUUUGCAGCAUCCUCUCAAAGUCUUGCUGCUGAGACAAGCCCGAAAGGCUGGGGAUUAUCUAACUUCCUCCCAACACCAACAACACCAUUUGGAAACAUAUCGGAUGCUCUGCCCAGCGACUUUGGCUUGACUCUUCCUCAACCUCAGCAGACACCUCCACCAGCACACAGCUCGGGCAGCCGUAUUAACCCAAUCCAGAGGAAUCCAUACACAGCAGACAUGUUAUUUGCUGAAAGUACCCGACCAGUCAAAAAUCCCCAACCCCUCCACUCACCAAGAGAUCCGUCACCCUUCACCAGCGUAAGCAGCAGUAACUAUGGGCGGCUCUCAGAUGCUAUCCAGUCCCCCAAGACCAGCCUGCCAGGCCAAACACCUCACAGUUACACAGCCUCACCACCGGAGAUUGAGGACCUGUCCUCCCACUCACAGACUCACCCCAUCUAUAGCUCCUAUAUGUCCACAUCUUACAAUUCUAUACCAUCCGGCAACCCUGUGUAUAGUUCUUCUCAGCUACAACAGGACAUGGACUACGAUCCUGUCAGCCCAGCUACACCUUUGUCUGAGGCCCCUCAGCCUAAUGACAACCCAUUCACCACUGUCUCACUGCAAGAUCUGGCGGCACUGGGCACAGCACAGAGUCCAGUCCACGAGAAACCUCACCAAAGAGAAACGAAUCGAGACAAUAUUUUAAGUCGUGAAAGUGUUCUUCUUCAUCAAGAGAGUAUGUUGCAUGCUUCCCUUGAAAAAUCAAAUAGAAUGUCUAAAGAAUCCGCCCAUGUCCAAAGCUUACCAUCUCACAUGACAAUGCAGCACACAUCACCUGGAAUCCACAACGGGCAGAACAUACAGAACGCUGCCAGUCCAAUGCAGCAGUCGCCUAUCAGUGUUGGGAGCCCUCAGAUUCCCAUGUCUGUGUCCAGCCCUCAGGUUGCCAUGCCGCUCGGGAGUCCCCAGAGUCUCAUGCCCAGCUCCACUGUUGUGCAGGCUCCCCCGCCAGUUCAGGCAAUGGCCGAUUCUACAACGAAACCAAAGCGGGGAGGAAGAGGAAGCAGAGGGGGAAGGGGCGUUGGAGGAAGAGCAAGGAGGAAGAAAGAUGAGGAGAAUAAUUCCUUUAUGGGAGAGAUCCAACAGCCUCCUAUAUUUGCCAAUGAAAUUGCUCAACAUCAACAGGCACCUCGUCAGCCACAUCCAGCAUACAGUGACAUGGGGCACUCAGCUUACCGACCAGACAGCCGUCAGCCGGAGAUGAACCAGACCUUCCUGCACUCCGACAUGGGCGUGGAGCCCACUCUAACUCAAGGCCUUCAGAGACAGAUGUCUGCUGGACAGACAGAACCCAUGCAGAGAUCGCCCCUGGAAGAGAGUCUGGUCAGUGUGCAGCAGCAACAACAGCAGUCCAUUCAGGACCAGAUGACGCAUAGGACCAUGACAAUGUCGGAAGAUCUGCUGAGUCGUCAUUCCUCCAUGUCGUCUCUGAACAGUGGCCAUCAAGCAUCACCAAUGCAGGAAGCUCUGUCCAUGAACCACCAGCCUACCUACUGUGACAAUAUGGUGAGCGUGCAGCACUCCUCACCCCUCACCAACCCAUCACCACCGAACCAGAUGACGGUGGACAGUUCCCAUGUUGUCCGAAACACAGACAGUUCCAGUAUGACGAGCCACUCUGCUCUCUCCGACUCUUCUAUUGAUCAAAGAGGCUCGGUGCUCAGUGCUGUCAGAGAGACUGAUGCCAUCAUGUCAGGGGCUGACCAGUACAACAUCAACGGAUUUGUGGACACUCCAUUCAUGGAUCAACUGGCAGACACGCCCCAAGCUGUGACCCAGCCAAUGAACUACCAGCAGCAAGGUCACAUGACCAUGAUGGACAAGAAUAUCAUGUCACCAGAUAUGAACAAUCCCAACUCAUUUCAGGAUGCAAUGAAUAAUGGCAUGCACAUGUCCCAGUUCGGAAGUACGUUUCAAAUGCCCCAGGAACAGCACCAUCUGGCCAGUCUGGACAUGAACGCAGUUAGCCAGGCUGGGUCGACCAUCGAUGAGGCCACUUUUUCCAGUCUAUUUGGUUCGCCGCAUAGUUCUGAAAAGGGACGGCGCAGGACCAAAGCUGAGCAGAAGUUGAUGCCAAUUGUUACCCCAAAGGUUGAUGAAGAUGAUGAGCUGGCUCACUUGGCGUUGCCUCCGCCAGCCGCCAGUGAUCCUAUUUCCCAAGGGAAUGAGGAAGUGAGGGUCAGGAAAUCUUUUGGGAGUUCCUUCCAGGACUGCUUUCUCAACUAUCUCAUGGGGAAGAAGCAGGAGACUCUGGAGAGUCUCAGUAGUGCUACUAUACAUAAGAAACCACAGCUGCCAAAGUACUUCCCAGAGCCUAGGAGACCAAGGCCUCCAUCACCACCCAAGAAAGAUUCCAAACGGUCCAGCGGAUCAUCUGAUGAAGGUUCGUUCUCGGGGGUCGGCUUCUCGGACAGUGAUAGUAGUGAAGAGAGUGUAGCUAAGACAGUUCAAAAUGUGAUUUCUCAAAUGAGUGAUGAUGACUCCAAGGACAAAGUGAAAAAAUCCAAAGAUUUGACAAUUAGAAUUUCUGUGCCAUCUUUGAAAAAGUCCCCCCGUAGCGGGAGAGUGCGAGGUGCUAAAGCAACAAAGGCCCGGGGCUCUCGGGGGUCGAAGGUGAAAGGGAAGGGUGGUGCGGAGGUCGUAGACGGCACCCACCCUGCUGGGGAGGUUCCGCCAGCUGUAGAAGUGCCUGUCAUCCAACCCAGAGAACGUAUUUCGAGGAGGGCCAAGGAGAAGGCACUGCAGAAGAAAAAGAAAGUUUCCAAACCUGGUGUUACAGAGCCUUCUGACGCCUCGUCCAGCAGCAGCUCGGAUGACGAGAACAUCAAGAGUAUCACCAAAGAGGAGUCGGAGAAGGAUUACGAUUCUGAUAAAGACCCUGCCUGGACACCGUUUGAAGUUGAUAUCAGGCAGCCUACGUAUGAUGAUACGAUGUUAGACAAACCAAAACGUCUGCGGAGAAUAUCAGCAAAAGGCCGGACACAUCCAUUGAUGUUUUCCAGACGAUCUCGAAAUCGAAGCGCAGGUCAGAGGAGACCCUCAGACGUGCCCCCCGAUCUGACCCCAGCAAUGUCUCCUCCCAAGGUCGCCAAGUUCUCUCCCCUUGACACAGGCAGUGUCACAGCGGGGACACUUCUGUCAAAGACAAACAGUAUCACCUCUAAUCAGGAUUCUGAAGAUUUCAUGAUAGGGAAGUUUAUUCUUGAGAAGAAGGAUAUGCAUAAUUAUGAGAGCUACCCUAUCUGGAAGAUUGAGCAGGGCAGGAUGAUCCACAAGUACGAGAUCCUCUCGGAGGAUGGCAACAUCCGGCACAAAGCCGUAUCAACAUAUUCUAGUUGGAUGCCAACUAUGCGAGACCAGUUCGUGCCAAUCAAAGUGAAGCUUAUAUCCAGUCGGGACGCGGUGGAAAUUGUUGAGGUGACCGAAGAGUAUCGACCUAAGCCCCCUACAGAUGGCAGCUUGGAGACGAAGUAUGAAGAUGAUCCUCUGGUUGACUUGUUCAACGUGUACCUGCAGAUCUUUCUCAGCCAGGCUCUGGAGCCCGGCUUCCUCAGUGCAAUCACAGAUGCCCAAGAUAAUUUCUACCUAUCUGCUUUAGAGAAAAUAGAUAAAUUAAUAGCCAGCAAAUUAGAAGAUAUAGAUAAGAAAAUCAAAUGGAAGCCAAGCUUUAAGACAUCUCUGAAAAUCAAGCCCCAACUGCGAGAGAUUGAUCGUCCCAAUCUUAAGCAGCCAUGUCAGGCUUGUGAGAAUUCUAGUCCACCCACCAUCAAAACAGUUCAUUUCCUGGGUGCCCCGUACGACAGGUUUGACAUGGAUGACCUGCCGGACCCAUCCGACACAUGUACAGAGUUCAUGAUAGGGAAAACUGCUGCUCAGUAUGUGGGAGUGUAUCACAGUCUGCACCACUUCAAAUAUAACCUGUAUAAGAGAUGCCUAGCAAAGGUAAAAUUACUCCGAGACAGUACAAAGGGCAUUGACAAUGAAAAGUUGCUAGACCAGUGUCUUCACAACAGGGCAUGGGUAUUGAAAAUAUUUGAGGACUUAAAAAGAAUGCUUGAGAAGGGAUGAAGACUCUGUGUUGUCCCUGUACUACAUCCUGCCUUAGACUGUAUUGUCAGUGACUACUGCCAACGGUGAUAAUCCUCCUCUGUGUAGGCCACCAAGGACACCACUCAUCGUCACCUGUACAGAAGCGUGUGGUCCUCCUCCGUCGCGGAGGGCACACCUUAUCAUCUCUGGUGUCAUUGUUGUCCUCUCGUCUUCAGACUGUGCGCAUUUGUUACUUGGUUCCUGUGGUGUGUGGACAGUUCAUGAAGAUGUUGACUGAUUAGGUUAGCAUGUGUCUCACUGUUGGGGCGGAGUAUUCGGGCAGGUGGAACUGAAACCUGAUCUUGGAGCAGAAUGAUAGGGCUUGGCCUGAAUAACGGACCCUUUGACUCCUUUACUUUGUAUCAACCUAACUGUGGAACUCUGAUCUGACAAGUGCAGCUCUGACCUGAUAGAGUGAGGUGUAUUUAGCAGGUGCUGCUCAUACCUGAUGGAUGGAUCCCUGUCCUGGUGGAGGGUGGAUUCCUGCCCUGGUGGGGGAACCCUGCCCUGGUGGAGGGUGGAUCCCUGCUCUGAUGGGUGGAACCUUGUCCUGGUGUAGGGUGGAUUCCUGUCCUGAUGUGGAUUCCUGCCCUGAUGGGGGAACCCUGUCCUAGUGGAGGGUGGAUUCCUGCCCUGAUGGGGAACCCUGUCCUUGUGGAGGGUGGAUUCCUGCCCUGAUGGGGGAUCCCUGUCCUGGUGGAGGGUGGAUUCCUGCCCUGAUGGGGGAUCCCUGUCCUGGUGGAGGGUGGAUUCCUGCCCUGGUGGAUGGAUCCCUGUCCUGGUGUUGGGUGGAUUCCUGCCCUGAUGGGGAACCCUGUCCUGGUGUAGGGUGGAUUCCUGCCCUGAUGGGGAACCCUGUACUGGUGGAGGGUGGAUUCCUGCCCUGAUGGGAGAACCCUGUCCUGGUGUAGGGUGGAUUCCUGCCCUGAUGGGGGAACCCUGUACUGGUGGAGGGUGGCUCCCUGCCCUGAUGGGGGAACCCUGUACUGGUGGAGGGUGGCUCCCUGCCCUGAUGGGGGAACCCUGUCCUGGUGGAGGGUGGCUCCCUGCCCUGAUGGGAGAACCCUGUCCUGGUGUAGGGUGGAUUCCUGCCCUGAUGGGGGAACCCUGUACUGGUGGAGGGUGGCUCCCUGCCCUGGUGGAGGGUGGAUUCCUGCCCUGAUGGAUGGCUCCCUGUGCAGGUGGAGGGUGGAUCCCCGCCCUGGUGGAUGGUUCGAUGCCCUAGUGGCUAGAUCGAGUCCUGAUGGAUGGAUCCAUGCCCUAAUGGAUAGAUCCCUGUCCUAUUGGGUGGAUCCAGUCAUCUGAUGGGUGAUUCAUGGCCUGAGGGGAUGAUCCAUGACCUGAUGGGUCGUUCCCAGACCUGAAGGGGGACCUCUUGCCUACUUGAUUGAGCUCAAUGUUGCCCAAUGAGAGAUCGCUGUCGUUACAAGUGGAGUGCAAAUGGGUGGAUGGUUGUUCCUCAGUGUAACUGUGAAGCUCAGCAUCUGUUGGGCUAACGGAGACAUGUCAGACUAAUAGUGAGACUUGCCCUGUUCUUCAGGCGUAAGGUCAGUUAUGGUGUCUUAGUUGUGUUCUGAUACAUGGCCAAGUUUAUGUAAGGAGACAAAGUAAGACCGGAGAUCUCUCUGUCUUAGUUAUGUUCUGUUACAUGGCCAAGUGUAAGGAGAUAGAGUAAGGCCGGAGACCUCUCUUCUUUCUUUGACUUCAGCUGGAUGUGUGGACAGUGUGAGGCCGACUGAAUUACUGGGGAUAUUUAUUGUUGAGUUUGGGGGAUGCAAUCGUGGUUUAAGGAGUAUUUCAUUGUUAGUAUUUCAUUUUGAAGGUUUUGGAAGUAGUUUGGGUUGAUAGUAGUCAGUAUUUUACACAAUAAUUAUUUCAAGCACAAACUCUUCCUCUGUUGUUCAUUGAAGUGGAAACAUGAAUGUGACUGGUUGUUUUCAAAAUAUACUACUCAUCUUUUGAUAGGGAUAAUCAGGUAUGUCAUAUAUUUAAAUAUACACUUGACAUGAGAAUCGGUUUUGAGUAUCAUGGCUAGAUAUAAAACAUAUACCUGUCAAACGUGGAGUAGUAUAUGUUCUUGUGAAUCUAAUCAAAGAUGAAUGCAUAAUUAAGAUAUUCAUAAUGACAAUAAUUGCCUGAAUGUCCAGAAUAUUGAGAGAUAUGGAUAAUAGAAACUGCUAGACAUGUUGCUGAUUAUUCAUGUUGAACUAUUUAUGAAACACAACAGGGCUUGUGUGAUACAAGAUUUAUACAAUCGGCUAUAUCAAAGGCGUUCAAGUAACUUUCAAUAUCAAAAUGUAUGUAUGAUUAUAAUUGUGAUUAAAUUAUAUAGAGUGCAUGGAAAAUGUUAUUAAAAAUCUUUUUAAUGUCUAAGUGCAAGGUGUAAAUGUCUGGUUGCAUUUAAGGCAUGGUUAGAGUAUUAAGAGUUGGAAUAAUUAAGGCUUAAUUAUUCUAUUCCAUAUUCUAUGAAAGUUUUAGUUUUUGAAAUAAGUCUUGUUUACACCUGCGAAUCUGGAGCUAUUUGAACACCACUUUGAAAACAUUAAUUUUAUAGAAAAGAAAGAUCUGUUUUUGUCAUGAAGUAGAUGAAACUCACUUCUGAGGUCAUUUGAGUGUGUGGGGGAGACACGGUGUGAUAGAACUCCGAGUGGAAGUUUCAAGAGAAAGGCUCUAUGUCUAGAGGGUCUAAAGAUCAUUGCUAUCGUAACACCAACAGUAUUGUGACUGAUGUCAAUAUGUUGCACAUAUAUAACCUAGACUUUGACUUAUUUAGACUGUGUGAAUAUACUAUACAAAAGCUUCAUGUGAUAAGAUGUAACUGAAACAGAUAUCACUAUAAUGGCAGCAAAUAAGCCUUCAAGUUUCAUACUUUCCACAUACUCCAGUGUCCGUACAGGAGACAGUUUCAGUUUGAUUAGAGGAAGUGUAGGUGCAUUUAGCUUUGUUAUUUUGUUGUUUCUCCCUGUACGAGUGUAUACCCUUUAUGCUUGAGCUUGUGAGAGUACUUUUGAGAAAGGAAAGAUUUCUGUGAUCCAUCUAGUCAGCAGCUAAAGCACAUUGUCCUGAGCCACUCAGUAUGAAUUAGCCAUGAAUCUAAUAUUAACAGUGGAGCACGUGGCCUAUAUAUAUAUUUGUUGUAGUGAUGCAGUAGACAUGAAAACACAUGCACCAAUAUAUCAGAUUGAAUAGAAAGAAUAUCCAGAGUAACCACCAUCUAUUUGAAGGCUACAAUCGAGGAAAGAUGAGUUGUGAUAAGGGGAGAUAACUUGUGUUCAUUAUCUGUUCAGAAUCUGGGAUUCUGUCAAAUUGAUGCUUUGUAUUUUUAUAUUAUUGAAAUUCCAGUGUAUAUUCAUGAAAUAUCAAUCAUAUUUAUUACUUUCUGAUUGAGUAAUAAGUGCAUAAUAGAUGUGUGAAGUAAACCUAGACUUUAGUUUGUUGUAAUUGAAAGAUUAUUACUCUGAAUGCAUUGUGAAUAACUGCUAUUUAAUCUGUUUCUUUUCUCAAUAUUCCUUGUUAUUGACUGCCAGUUGAGACAUUAUUUGCAAAAUAUUGACCAUGUUUGGUUCUUUAAGCCAUUGGCAGGACAUUGUACAGCUUACAAAUGGAGCUUAAAAAAUUGACUAAUUUGCUGACUCAACAAACCGAUAUACAUAUAUAUAUAUAUAUUAGUUUCACAUGUAGUCGGAUAUAUUUAUAACAUGUCAGGACUUGCAUACUCUUGUACAUGUAUAUUAUAAAAUAAUCAAAUAAAUAAGCUAUAUUUCAAUUGUUUAAUAACUAUUUUCUAUGAAAAGUUAUGAAACUGCAUUGGAUAUCUAGGUGAUGAAAAUGUCUAGGUGUGUUUCACUGAAGUACUCUGGACCCCGUUCCUCAAAGCGAUCUUAGCGCGGCGAUGAUCGUAAGCCUAUGUUAAAGUAUGGGACUUACGAUCACCUUAGUGCUAAGAUCGCUUGGAGGAAGGGGGCCCAGGUUUUAAUAUUGUCACCAUGCAGCCUAUCUUCCUUGAAGACGGAUACAAAGCCUGUGUUUUCUUACAUUGUUUUGUUUUGUGUGUAUGGGGUUGUAAGCUGUACACUGUUGAUUAUGAAAUGUUUUAUUUUAUAGAGAUAUUUUCUUGUUCUUAAUGUAACAUGUGGUGUAUGACCUAGAAGGCGUGGUAAGUUAAGGCCGGGUUCGGUUGUUGUUGUUCGUAGCAUAAUCAAUGUGUCUGUGUAUUUAAGAUAGAAUAACAAAUUGAUUAGUGCUUGAUACCACUCACAUGAGAGUUCUUGACUCAGAAGAAAAUGGAUUCUGAUAUAAAUCAUUAAUUUAUUUUUGGGUGUCUUCUUUGUACGUGGGUUCAGGAUUCAUCUUUUCUCAAUGGGUUUGCAAUGAAGAGUUACUGACAUUUUCAUAUGAGAACAUCCUCUAUAUCUCUAGGGCUUGCAAUUCAGCAGACCUACACUAAACCCUGGAUCCUUCAUGUGUUUCCAAUGAUCUCAAAUUACCUCCCCUUGAUUUCCUUUAGCAAAUUUGAUUUGCUGUGCUACUCAUUGUAAUGGACCAAUCAGAAUAUGAGUUUCCAACCGGCCUCAAUGUUGGUAGGCAAGAUCAACAAGGUGGCCAGUUCCAUUGAUUACGAUCGAGUUUAUGAGAAAUUUAACAUUGAAAUACUGACUCAAAUAUCUUUUUGAUGGCAAGUCCUCGCUUACCCUUUUCCAUUUUCCAUAUCUCAGAUUGGUUGGUCAGUGAAAUGGUUAUGAAAACGAAGUGCGAGUAAUUUGAGAUUGCGAGAACCACGGGAAUGAAUCCAGGGGAUAGUGUAGCCCUUGAGAUGUUGAGGACGAUCUGUUAAAGGUGUUGUACUUCGUAUAAGCCAUAUUUGCAAUGAAGUGACAUGUCAUUUGCUCAUCACCACAGUUUGAUAAACCUGGAAAGAAGCUGAUUAAUGUUUCUAAAGCUUGAAUGACAUUGAAACUUCUCCCAUGUUGUAAGCUUGUUUCUUGAUACCACAUUUGACAUUAGACAAUCAAGUCAGCUGAUUGUUUGAAUACAUUAUGUAGCCUGUGAAUCGGAUGUGUUGGCUGCCAUGUUAUGUGGAAUGAUUAAAACCUGCAGUUCACAAAUGUGUAUCCCAACUCCUUUGAAUGAUAAUUACUGACUUUAAACAUACCCUAUGCCCUCUAAUAAGACCCUGGGUCAUGGGUCUUGGUCAGUUUACAUUUACAACCCAGCCCAUAUUAAGGGGGUGGGGGGCGCUUGUUCCACAAAGCCAUCUUAGUGCUUAGAGACGAUCAUGAGUCCCAUAUGUUAACGUUGACUUACAAAAGUCUUAGCUGUAAUAUCACUUUGCGGGAUGGGGCCUAGCACCUUAUACUUUCCCAUCUCUGUGAUGAUGAGGGGCAGUCGGGUAGCCUAGUGGUUCAAGUGUUCACUCAUUUCUCCGAAGUGCUGGGUUCAAUUCCCGCCAUGGGUACAAUGUGUGAAGCCAAUUUCUGGUGUCCCCCUGCCGUGAUAUUGCUGGAAUAUUGCUAAAAGCGGCGUAAAAUCAAACUCACUCACUCACAGUGAUAAAGGAUAUUAAUAUUUAGAUGUAAUGGGGAGACAUCAUUAGCUGUACCUGACUAAGUCUUUAACACGCUGGAUCUUAAUAGUCAGGCUCUAAAUAGAUGAUAUACGGUAUUUACUUUUUACAUGUAAGUCUAUUAUUUUCCAAAUUAUAAAUUUAUCAAUGUUAGUAUUCUCAGUAACCUUUUUCUUAUCUGAAUACUAUUUCUAACGUAUAUUUGAAACUUUUCUGUUUGCAUGCAUCUCCUGCUUCCGUUUCCAGGUUAUUCAAGUGUCGACCGCUGCUGUCACUUCAUGGACUUCUGUGUACAUACGUUCCACCAUGUCUGCCUCUGUGUAUAUGUAUAUUACGCCUGUACAAUCUGCAUCCAGUCAUCACUGUAAAUAUCUCGUAUAUCCCAGCUGGUGCUCAACCAAACUGUCAAAGCAUAAACAUAACGGUUGUUCCUACAGGGUCGUGUAGACGACCAAGUGAUACAUAGGGUUCUGUAGAGCUCCAAGUGUGGGUGGUUCCUGGUCGAGCCGAUUGGAGACAGACCUGGAGGGUGGGUGGUUCCUAGACAAGACUUAGCUCCCAUGGAGAUUGACCAGGAGGGAGGGUGGUUCCUAGACAAGACUUAGCCCCCAUGGAGAUUGACCAGGAGGGUGGGUGGUUCCUAGACAAGACCUAGCCCCCAUGGAGAUUGACCUGGAGGGUGGGUGGUUCCUGGACAAGACUGAGCCCCCAUGGAGAUUGACCUGGAAGGUGGGUGGUUCCUGGACAAGACUCAGCCCCCAUGGAGAUUGACCUGGAGGGCGGGUGGUUCCUAGACAAGACUUAGCCCCCAUGGAGAUUGACCAGGAGGGUGGGUGGUUCCUGGACAAGACUGAGCCCCCAUGGAGAUUGACCUGGAGGGCGGGUGGUUCCUAGACAAGACUUAGCCCCCAUGGAGAUUGACAAAGAGGGUGGGUGGUUCCCAGACAAAAGUUAGCCCCCAUGGAGAUUGACAAGAGGUGAAUGGGUGGUUCCUGGAUGAGACUUAGCCCCCAUGGAGAUGGACCAGGAGGGUUGGUGGUUCCUAGACAAGACCUUGCCCCCAUGGUGAUUGACAAGAAGGAUGGAUGGUUCCUAGACAAGAUUUCAACCCCAUGGUGAUUGACAAGAAGGGUGGAUGGUUCCUAGACAAGACUUCGACCCCAUGAAUAUUCACCUGGAGGGUGGGUGGUUCCUAAACAAGACUAAGCCCCCAUGGAGAUUGACCAGGAGGGUGGGUGGUUCCUAGACAAGAUUUCAACCCCAUGGAGAUGGACCAGCAGGGUGGGUGGUUCCUGGACAAGAUUUCGACCCCAUGGAGAUUGACCAGGAGGGUUGGUGGUUCCUGGACAAGAUUUCGACCCCAUGGAGAUUGACCAGGAGGGUGGGUGGUUCCUGGACAAGACUGAGCCCCCAUGGAGAUUGACCGUGAGGGGGGGGUGGUUCCUAGACAAGACUUAGACCCCAUAGAGAUUGAGUGGGUGGAUGGGUUGACCUAUGGGUGGUUUCUGGACGAGAGUGAACACUCCAGGGGGACAGACCGGACAGUGGGUGGGUCCUGGUCUGGAGUGGACAUCCUACUUCAAGGUUGAUGGUCAGACAACUUCUGAAUGACAAGAUCCUGGUUAAAUCUAGAAACAUAUUUGCAGUUAAUGUUAUAAAAUAGCAAACAUGGAACUGACUUGUU